AUGGGUGACGCAAGUCGUGAUGUGAUGGGUGACGCAAGUCGUGAUGUGAUGGGUGACGCAAGUUGUGAUGUGAUGGGUGACGCAAGUCGUGAUGUGAUGGGUGACGCAAGUCGUGAUGUGAUGGGUGACGCAAGUCGUGAUGUGAUGGGUGACGCAAGUCGUGAUGUGAUGGGUGACGCAAGUCGUGAUGUGAUGAGUGACGCAAGUCGUGAUGUGAUGGGUGACGCAAGUCGUGAUGUGAUGAGUGACGCAAGUCGUGAUGUGAUGGGUGACGCAAGUCGUGAUGUGAUGAGUGACGCAAGUCGUGAUGUGAUGGGUGACGCAAGUCGUGAUGUGAUGGGUGACGCAAGUCGUGAUGUGAUGAGUGACGCAAGUCGUGAUGUGAUGGGUGACGCAAGUCGUGAUGUGAUGAGUGACGCAAGUCGUGAUGUGAUGGGUGACGCAAGUCGUGAUGUGAUGAGUGACGCAAGUCGUGAUGUGAUGAGUGACGCAAGUCGUGAUGUGAUGAGUGACGCAAGUCGUGAUGUGAUGAGUGACGCAAGUCGUGAUGUGAUGAGUGACGCAAGUCGUGAUGUGAUGAGUGACGCAAGUCGUGAUGUGAUGAGUGACGCAAGUCGUGAUGUGAUGAGUGACGCAAGUCGUGAUGUGAUGAGUGACGCAAGUCGUGAUGUGAUGGGUGACGCAAGUCGUGAUGUGAUGAGUGACGCAAGUCGUGAUGUGAUGGGUGACGCAAGUCGUGAUGUGAUGAGUGACGCAAGUCGUGAUGUGAUGAGUGACGCAAGUCGUGAUGUGAUGAGUGACGCAAGUCGUGAUGUGAUGAGUGACGCAAGUCGUGAUGUGAUGAGUGACGCAAGUCGUGAUGUGAUGAGUGACGCAAGUCGUGAUGUGAUGAGUGACGCAAGUCGUGAUGUGAUGAGUGACGCAAGUCGUGAUGUGAUGAGUGACGCAAGUCGUGAUGUGAUGAGUGACGCAAGUCGUGAUGUGAUGAGUGACGCAAGUCGUGAUGUGAUGGGUGACGCAAGUCGUGAUGUGAUGGGUGACGCAAGUCGUGAUGUGAUGAGUGACGCAAGUCGUGAUGUGAUGAGUGACGCAAGUCGUGAUGUGAUGAGUGACGCAAGUCGUGAUGUGAUGAGUGACGCAAGUCGUGAUGUGAUGAGUGACACAAGUCGUGAUGUGAUGAGUGACGCAAGUCGUGAUGUGAUGAGUGACACAAGUCGUGAUGUGAUGAGUGACACAAGUCGUGAUGUGAUGAGUGACGCAAGUCGUGAUGUGAUGAGUGACGCAAGUCGUGAUGUGAUGAGUGACGCAAGUCGUGACGCAAGUCGUGAGAUGAGAUGUAUGAGGGGGGGCAUAGCGAGGUGCAAAUCGUGA
This is a messenger RNA of Closterium sp. Yama58-4, 1371 nucleotides long. The record is from the annotation of a GenBank genome assembly. Lineage: Eukaryota; Viridiplantae; Streptophyta; Zygnematophyceae; Desmidiales; Closteriaceae.